This is a messenger RNA of Schistosoma rodhaini, 3392 nucleotides long. Lineage: Eukaryota; Metazoa; Platyhelminthes; Trematoda; Strigeidida; Schistosomatidae. The record is from the annotation of a GenBank genome assembly.
AUGGAUCAUAAUGAAAAACUGAUCAAUAAUACUGAAUCAAUUCAUUACGUAACAAAUUAUGUAACUAAUCCAAUAUACCAUAUAAAUCAACAAGACAACUAUGAUCAUAAUAAUCAAUAUUAUCGUAAUCAUCAUGAUCAUCAUCAUCAUCAUCAACAUCAUCCUUAUCAGCAUCAUCAUCAUCUGGAUCAUCUUCAACAAAAACAUUAUCAAUCUUCUAAUGAUCCAUUACAACAAUCAUCAUAUAUACAUCAUACAAUGAAUAUAGAAGAGCCAAUGAUUCAAAUAAAUGAUCCAUUUUCAGUGAUAUCAACUACUACUAAUACUACUACUAAUAAUAAUAAUAAUACUAAUACUACUACUAUUACUCACAAUCCAAUCACAUAUAUUGAAGAAAUGAAUGUAACUAAUAGUGUUACAGCUGCAGUAGCUAUGGCAACAGCUACUGGAGUUGUUGUAACUAUACAUCAUCCAGAAUAUUCAUUGAAUUCUAAUGAUCAACCUAUAUUGUCUAAUUCUUUUCCAUGUUCAUCAAAUUAUAAUUAUUAUCAAUAUUAUUUAAAUAAUAAUCAAUCUAAUCAAGAAUCAUUUGAUUUAUUACCAUGGCAACAUAAUCGUAUCAAUCAUGAUUUGAAUAGUUGUCUUACAUUACAACAACAACAACAACAACAACAACAACAGCAACGACAAGAUAUUGAAGAUGUCGGUACCAUUAAUGAGACUACUAGUACAACUCCUAUUUCUAGUAGUAAUCAUCAUCAUAAUAAUAAUAAUAAUAGUAGUAGUAGUAGUAAUGUCAAUCUCUUGGAAGAAACCAGAAAGCAUAACAGUCGAUAUUUAAAUGAUAAUGGAAUGAAAUCUCAAACAAAAUUAUCUAGUUCCGAUGAUGAUGAAGAUUUGAAACGUCAAAAUCAAAAUAUACUUAAAUCUGGUAUGUUAUGCCUUAUAUGUGAAGAUAAAGCAACAGGUAAACAUUAUGGUGCAUAUUCAUGUGAUGGAUGCAAAGGAUUUUUUCGACGUUCUGUUCGUCGUAAACAUUCAUAUACAUGUAGACAUAAAAAAAAUUGUAUAGUUACAAAAGAUAAACGUAAUCAAUGUCGAUUUUGUCGGUUUCGUAAAUGUUUUCGUGUUGGUAUGAAAGAAUCUGCUGUACAAAAAGAACGUGAUAAAAUAAGUAAUCGUCAUGGAAAUUAUGAUCCUAAUUCAUCGAUUCAUUCAACGAUAGAUUUACAAAAAUUAUUACAAGCUGAAACAAUAGCUAAUUGUGCAAUACAUCAAAACUAUAUGAAUAUAACAAAAAAAUCUACUGAUUUAUUUGAUGAACAAUCCAUCUAUAAAGAAUUCAAUGAAAAUAAUUUAGCCAGUAUUAAUGAUAUUUGUGAAUCAAUACGUACUCAAUUAAUAUUUUUAAUUGAAUGGGCUAAAAAUCUCACUGUAUUCACAUCAUUAACAAUUAAUGAUCAGAUUGCAUUAUUACAAGCCCAUGCUGGUGAAAUACUUAUACUAGGUGCUAUAUGGAGAUCAAUUACAUUAGGACCAACAAUAAAUAAAUCAACUAAAUAUCAUAUAAAUAAAUUAAAACAUUUUGAACAAAAAAUAAAUCAAAAUGGUAAUAAUAAUAUACCUACUACUAUCAUCAAUGAUAUGACUACUACUACUACUCAUGCUUCAAAUGUUGUUGCUAUGGUUACUACAACAUCAUUAUCUCAUUCAUGGAAUUCUACUGUUACCACGACUACUACUACUACUACUACUACUACUACUAAUGGUGGUGAUGGUGGUGGUGGAGAACAAUCAACCUCAAAGAAUUCAAUCAUUGAUGAUCUAUUAGAUACUAAUUCUAUACAAUCAAUUAAUUAUGAACCACAAUUUAUAUUAUUAGGUAAUAAUCGUAUUAUAUCAAGAGACAAUCCAUUACCAGAAAUAGCUGAUUUAGCUAAUAUGAUUAUAAAUGAAAUAUAUCAACCAAUACAAAAUUUAUGUUUAGAUGAAAUUGAAAUUGUUUGCUUUCGUGCAAUUAUGUUCUUUGAUCCAAAUUGUGAAUCCUUAUCAGAGAAUGGACGUUUAUUAAUACGUAGUUGUCAAUAUUUAAUACAAAUGGAAUUAAUGAAUAUAAUGAAUAAUAAAUUAUAUUUACCACAAGGACGUUUUGGUGCAUUAUUAUUAUUAAUACCAGAAUUUCAUUCAAUUACAUUACAUAUGAUUAAUAAAUUACAAAUUAUACAUCAAAUGGGUUUUACUAAAUUAGAUGGUUUAUUAUUAGAGAUAUUAUUAAAUAAUGCAAUAAAUGAAUCAAAUGAUACUACUGAAUCUACUCAUUUAAAAUCAUCCAUUAAACAUUAUCAUUCAUUAAAUAAACAUGUAUUUCAUGAAGAGAAUAAAUUACCAACAGUCUAUUCAAUGCCUAAACUACAUCCAAUACAAAAUGAUUAUACUUAUACUACACAUAUUACAGAAUCCAUUACAUCUUUAUCCUCUUCUACAUCAUCAACAUUAUCAACUACAUCAACUACACAUUUCAAUAGUAUACCGAUUGUACGUGAAGUUGACUAUACAACAAACGAAUCUGAACAUACCAACUGUGAAGAAUUAUCUAGUAUGAACCAUUAUUUACCCUUAACCUCUUCCACAGUAACACAAUUAAAUGUAUUAGAUAAAAUGUAUAUGACAACAGCAGACACAACGUCUACCACACAGCCAACGAAUAUCGUAGUGAAUUCACCAAAGUAUACAGGACAACUUGAACCAGAAUCAAUUUUAUCAAUACAAUCAUCUAAUUUAUUGAAUGAUUAUGACAAUAUUGAAAAUUGUAAUUCAGACAAACAACCCAGUAAUGAUAUGUUAGCUCAAUAUUAUCAUGCUGUUCAACCAAUUAUGAGUACAGUAAAAAAAUUUAAUACGAAUUUGGAUUUCAGUAGUAAUAAUAAUAAUCGUAAUGCUACUAAUAAUAAUGAUGUCAAUCAAUCACUUUAUGCUAUGCAUUUAGGUGAAGAAACUUUUGAAAAUAUUUCAAAUACAAAUUAUUCAAUCCACUCAAAUAUUAUCAAUUGUUUACCAACUUUAGAACCUGGUAUAUAUUAUACAGAUAAUCAGUUCUAUACAACUUAUUCACAUCAUUUAAAUAAUAAUAAAACAAAAUACAAUCAGAAUACUACUAUUACUAGUAUCAGUAGUAGUGAUAAUACUUCACCAAUUUAUACUAGUUACGAUGCCAAACAUUUGAUACCAAUUGAUAAUCCUAAUCAAUCAUAUUCCACAAUGAAUUUCUAAACAUAUUCAAUGGUGAAUGGUCUUAGAUUCUUUUUCUUUUAUUUGUUUUCCUCUUCUUUUUUAAAAAAUAAAUAAAUAAACGAGAAUCAGGUUAUAUAUGUAUCACUUAUGUAAUACAUUUC